AUGGCAUUUGUGUUACAUGCAUUCCUAGCAAGAGGCUCAGUGGUGGCAGAAAUGCAGAAGAAUAUUCAGAAAUACGUUGGCUGCCCUUCAGAUGGGAAAACCAUGACAAGUGCUCUGUUGCCAUGUUAUGUGGGUGAAGAGGUAAAAGGUCCUAUAGCAACUGCUUCCAUGGCACUUGAACCAAAUGACCCAGGACAUUUAAGCAGCAACAGUACGUUGGCCACUAGCCAGGAUGAGCAGCAGGGUCUUUAUGAGUGCUGCAGUCGAGGGGCUGCUGUAGAAGCCCUGGAGCUGCUAGGAGCCACCUUUGUGGAUAAGAAGCGUUACCUGCUGGGGCCUCUCAAGUACUGGCGAAGAGCCAUGGAGCUUCAGCACAUGGGGGGACAGUACCUGACCAACCCUGAGCCCCAGCAGCUGGUGCUGGCUUAUGACUACUCCCGGGAGGUGAGCACCCUGGAGGAAUUAGAAGCCCUGAUCACUGACCCGGAUGAGAUGCGCAUGCAGGCACUUCUGAUCCGAGACCGCAUCCUGAGUCCUCAUCCAGACACCUCCUAUUACAUCCGUUACAAGGGGGCAGUCUAUGCUAUCUCGGGCAACUUUGAAUGCUGUAUUAACCUGUGGAAGUAUACUCUGGACAUGCAGCAAGGCAACCUGGAGCCCCUCAGCCCCAUGACUUCCAGCAGCUUCCUUUCUUUUGCUGAGCUCUUCUCCUAUGUGCUUCAGGACCACUCCAAGGGCACCUUAGCUACUCAGCUGGGCUUCUCCGACCUCCUGGGAGUGCUGAGCAAAGGGGUCCGGGAGGUAGAGUGGGCGCUUCUGCUUCACAAGGACCCGGUGGCUGACUCUGCACAGUACACCAAGCCACUAGCCAUCAUCCUCGAUCUAGUCUUCCUGCUGGAGAAGGUGGAAUGCACCCCUGAGCAGGAGCACCAGAAGCACCAGACCAUCUACUGCUUGCUCAAGUGCAGUCCCAAGGCCAAAAACGGGUUCACCCCCUUGCACAUGGCUGUGGACAAAGACACCACCACAGUGGGGCGCUACCCAAUGGGCAAGUUCCCAUCGCUCCACGUUGUGAACCUGCUGCUGGAAUGUGGGGCUGACCCAGAGAGCCAUGACUAUGACAACAAUACCCCGCUGCACAUUGCUGCCCAGAAAAACUGCCUGCUGAUCAUGAGUGCCCUGAUGGAGGCUGGGGCCCACAUGGAUGCCACCAACGCCUUCAAGCAGACAGCUUACGAGCUGCUGGAUGAGAAGCUGCUUACCAAGUGCAUGAUGCAGCACUUUAACUACAUCACCCUCCAGUGCCUUGCUGCCCAUGCCCUGGACAAGCACAAGAUCCCUUACAAGGGCUUCAUCCCUGAGGAGCUGGAGGCCUUCAUUGAACUUCAUUAG
Dermochelys coriacea (leatherback sea turtle) is the source of this 1392-nucleotide messenger RNA. Its product is annotated as protein fem-1 homolog A-like. Gene Ontology annotation, biological process: negative regulation of inflammatory response; ubiquitin-dependent protein catabolic process. Gene Ontology annotation, cellular component: ubiquitin ligase complex. Lineage: Eukaryota; Metazoa; Chordata; Testudines; Dermochelyidae. The record is from RefSeq and is a predicted model, not a curated record. Gene Ontology annotation, molecular function: protein binding.